GGCUUUCAGGUGACCGAGAGGUGACCAGCUACGUCGUCGUCGUCACCACGUCUGUCACCGCUGACUGUUGCCAACUCCUCACCACCAUCGAGAUGAUUUGUGGAGGAAUUGGAGAUGCCAAGCCUGCCGACGAAGAGACUCAGCGCAUUUGCGACGAAAUGAAGCCUCAUGUUGAGCAGAAAGCUGGCAAGUCUUAUGAUACCUUCACUGCCAAGAGUUACAAGACACAGUUAGUAUCUGGGACGAACUACUACAUCAAGGUGCACUUGGGGGGAGAGGAUCACGUUCACAUUUGUGUCUACAAAAAGCUGCCUGUCCAUGGAGGAGAUCUGAUGCUGAGCAAGAUCCAGGAGUCAAAGAGCCACAGCGACCCCAUCGAGUACUUCUGAGACAGAAAGCGUCUGAAUGAUUCUUUUUACAGCAACAAGCAUUAAAAGCACGUCUGUCUAUGUUCAUGUGGAAGGGGCCAUCAACAAUAUAGGACCAGAAGAAUGAUACACACAUAUAUAACAAGGUGACUUUGUUGGGUUAAUUGGCAAUUCUUUUAUUAUCUCGAGCUUAGACGUAAAGGGAUGUCCAACUCACGGUUGGGGGGGGUACUUUUUUAUUGGUACUUACGAGCAAAAAGUUGUAAUGUAAAAAAAAAAAGUUUUAGUGAUCCGGAUUCUACAAUGCUGACACAUAGGCUGUUUUCCCCUUUUAAAAUGUAACAUUUUUAGCAUAUUAGUUGGCUUUUAGCCUUUUUUACAAAUAAAAACACAUCCAAAAGUGAAGAUUGCUGCAUC
Molecule: messenger RNA, 785 nt
Organism: Doryrhamphus excisus (bluestripe pipefish)
Lineage: Eukaryota; Metazoa; Chordata; Actinopteri; Syngnathiformes; Syngnathidae
Product: cystatin-B-like
Cellular component (GO): cytosol
Molecular function (GO): cysteine-type endopeptidase inhibitor activity
Source: RefSeq, a predicted model, not a curated record